AUGAAUAUUACAUCGCAGCUAUCGCAUUACAUAUGUAAGGCGUGUAAACGCAGUAUAACGCACAAACUAGCCGUUAACCUAAUCGCAGAAAGGAUAUACCAACCGAGUGUUGAAAAACAUAAUGCACAUGAUAAUGGCAACAAUAAGGAUAGUGGAAACCCCUCAGAAACGCACAUAGAAGAGAAACAUCGUGCGACAUUGCAGCAACAACUGUACGGACCCGUCACUCCAUGGAUGAUCAAGCAAAGUGAUAUUCCAUUACAUAACAACUUUGCCAAAAUGGCAACGAUGUUGAAUAGAGGAAGGUGCCCAUGCCCUUAUUGCAACUCUAAGGGUACCUGGGUAAAUGGUAAAGAAGCAGGUUGUCGCUGAAUUUCAUCAC
This is a messenger RNA of Babesia bovis T2Bo, 382 nucleotides long. RefSeq lists its product as uncharacterized. Bases 1 to 372 code for a protein of 123 amino acids. The record is from RefSeq and is a predicted model, not a curated record. Lineage: Eukaryota; Apicomplexa; Aconoidasida; Piroplasmida; Babesiidae. The transcript has a single exon.